GCAAAAACAAUGGCUUCGAAGUCACCAUUACUACCCGCGUACAAGGAGGCUUUUCUCAAGGAUUGCGUCUCAGCAGGUGCUCUCAAGUUUGGCACAUUUACACUCAAAUCCAAACGUAUAUCGCCUUACUUCUUCAACGCCGGACUAUUCCACCGUGCGGAUCUGCUACGGUCGAUAUCCUCUGCAUACGCCCACACUCUGAAAGUACAUGGAGAAUCAGACCCGUCGUUUCAAUUCGACGUCCUAUUUGGCCCGGCAUAUAAGGGAAUCCCGCUUGCUGCUGCAUCAGUAGACAAGCUUGCCGACCUCGAUCUUGAGAAAUAUGGAAGGAAGAGUUAUAGUUUCAAUCGCAAGGAGGCAAAGGAUCAUGGCGAGGGUGGCAACAUUGUUGGAGCAUCAUUGAAGGGCCAGAAGGUUGUCAUCGUGGACGAUGUGAUCACGGCUGGAACUGCGAUCCGAGAGGCCAUUGAAAUUAUCAAGAAAGAAGGCGGCGAGCUCGUGGGCAUCAUCAUUGCAUUUGAUCGGUUGGAAAAGACCCCGAGUGCUACGGACGAUGAUGGGACACCACGACCGAGUGCUAUCGGGGAAGUCAGGAAGCAGUACGGCAUACCAGUGCUUGCCAUUCUGACCUUGGAGGAUGUCAUUGAGUACCUCAAAGGCUUGGGUAGUGCAGAAGACCUAAAGAGGCUAGAUGAGUAUAGGACCAAGUACAAAGCGAGCGACUAAAAUGAUGAAGAGGGGAAAUAGGAUGACGCCACUAACUCCACCGUGUUGAAGCGUUCUGGAGUUAUUUUGCCAACGAGAAAUAGAAGAACUCGAAGCCAUCCUUU
This is a messenger RNA of Lindgomyces ingoldianus, 830 nucleotides long. RefSeq names its product orotate phosphoribosyltransferase. Bases 10 to 726 code for a protein of 238 amino acids. The transcript has a single exon. The record is from RefSeq and is a predicted model, not a curated record. Gene Ontology annotation, biological process: pyrimidine ribonucleoside biosynthetic process; pyrimidine nucleotide biosynthetic process; 'de novo' pyrimidine nucleobase biosynthetic process. Gene Ontology annotation, molecular function: orotate phosphoribosyltransferase activity. Gene Ontology annotation, cellular component: cytoplasm. Lineage: Eukaryota; Fungi; Ascomycota; Dothideomycetes; Pleosporales; Lindgomycetaceae.